This is a messenger RNA of Owenia fusiformis, 3304 nucleotides long. The record is from the annotation of a GenBank genome assembly. NCBI's taxonomy places the organism in Eukaryota, Metazoa, Annelida, Polychaeta, Sabellida, Oweniidae.
CAAAUAUAUGAGAACGAGCGCCAAAGGAGAAGAUAAAGAAACGGAAGCCAGAGAAAUAGAAGCAAUUAAGACCACAUCCAGUCUAAAGGAAAAAAUGUUUCUAACAAAACAAAACAAAUCAUUCCUUGGAAUAUGUUGGAUUAGUUUGAUUAUAUUUCUCUUAAAUUCAAUCUACGUUUUUGACAAUGAAAAGACUAAAUUGAUCAUUCAGGAAUCUGAGAAUUUGUUUUACCUCUCAGUAAAAAAUGUCAACACAAACAAACAAAAAAUGACUAUGAAACCAAAUGAGAGUCAGAUUUAUGCGAUGUCUUUGAAAGAGAACUUUACUACAUACAAAAAACAAAAGAUGGAAAAACGAAGUGAAAGUAUGUUGACACCUACUGCUUUUAGCACAAGAGAACAUAUGAAUGAAGUGCAUAAAGCAAUGUUUGAAAUGAAAAAUGAGAGUUUGUACAAAGAACAAACAACAAUCGAACCAAAUGGAAUUCUUACGAACACAAAAAAUGAUACUACAUUGACAGUCAAAGAUGUUACCAUUCAGCAGAGGAAACCGCUAACACUAAAAAUUCAUACACAAAAUUUACCACAUCAAGUCACAAAUCAACGCGAUGAUGAAUUCCUCAUUAACGAACACAUGGUGUGCGACAUGAAAACGGAUCUCUUGGUAAUCAUCAAGACAGCCCCAAGUCAUCUAAAACAUAGGGAAAUAAUACGUAAAACAUGGGGAAUUAUUACAAGAAUGAAUGGAUUCUCUUUACGCCAUAUAUUUCUCCUCGGUGAUGCUGGCUCAAAGAGUGUUAAUGAUGCAAUUCAGAAUGAAAGUAGAAUUUACAGGGAUAUCAUUCAAGGGGACUACAAAGAUGCAUAUAGGAACCUUACACUUAAAGUAUUGAAAGGGUUAAAAUGGGCCACAGAUUUCUGCAAAAAUGAAACAUAUAUCCUUAACACUGAUGAUGAUGUAUUUGUUAAUAUUCCUUCACUUUUAAUUCUUAUCAAAAAGCUACAGUCAAAUGGAGAACAGCAAAAUGGAUUAUUUUGUAGUGUGUUGAUUAACACACGACCCAUACGUGAUCCUAAUAGUAAGUGGUAUGUCACAAAAACGCAGUUCGAGCCUGAUAUAUAUCCAGAUUAUUGUUCUGGAAUGGCUGUUUUGUAUACAAAAAAUGCUGCUUUUGCAAUUUACAGAGCAUCUUUAACUGUUCCUUUUUUCUGGGUGGAUGAUGUGUACAUUACUGGGGUUUUAGCAGCUAAAGCUGGGAUACCUCAUACUCACAUUAAACUUGGAAUUGAAACUUGGAAUUUCUGGCCUAUGAAAAGUGAUCCUAAGAAAUUUAUUGCGAUUGAGCUCAAAAAGAUUCAAGGCAUGUUAGAAAUUUGGCGAAACAUAACAAUGCCGUAAUUAAAAACAUACUGUGUUUAUUUAACAUUUCAUUUAUUUUGAUCUAAACGUCUUACAUCUCCAAAAGACAAUCUCCAAAAGACUGCUAGCCCUCAACGUUUUACCCCUUAGACAAUUCACCCUUAAAGACCCAAUUUUUUAAAGUUUAGUACAUGUAUAUACAUAAUAAGAUUUUAUAGUAAUUUAUAUUUAUUAUAUUGAGAAAAGAUUAACAGAGAAAAAAAGUUUUAAAUUUUUUUCUAAAAGUUUUUGCCAAGGCUGUGACUCGAAUACCCUUGGGCCGAUUUUGUUCAUAUAUGGUACACAUAUACCCUAUGGGGGUACAAGUUCUGCUCGAAAGCCGAUUUUCAAAUUGGCCACUCAACAGUAUACCUUGUGGACAUUUCACUUCACAAUAUUUAACCUCCUGCCCAUUUGAUCCCCAUACAUUUUAAUCCUUGCAGAUUUCUAUCCCUGUACCUUUCACCAAUGGACAUUUCACCCUUUACCUAUUUGAGACCCAUACAUUUUAAUCCUUGCGGAUUUCUAUCCCUGUACCUUUCACCAAUGGACAUUUCUAUCCCUGUACCUUUCACUCAUGGACAUUUUAUCCCUACACGUUUGAUCCACUAUACAUUUCACUAAUGUACAUUUCACCCCUGCACACUCCUAUACAUUUUAGUCCCUGUAGAUUUUAUUUCCUGCACAUUUUACCCCAUGGACAUUUCACUAAUGAACAUUUCACUCCUGCACAUCUGAUUCCUUGUACAUAUCACCACAUAUAUACAUAUCAGACAUCAGAGGCAGCUAUUGUUUAUGUUUUUUAUUUUACAUGAUAUAAUAUCAUGCUCUGAAGAAGUGCUUGUUUGACUUAAAAAACUCGUAAAAUUGUUUAUACUACAUUUUAAAGACUCUAAGUAGUCUAAGUAGGAAAUAAAUAGUUAAAAUGAUUACUUUGUUUUGCCUUUGUUUAACCUCACUGUAAGUUUGUAAGAAUCCUUUUAUGAACCAAGAGGUUGUAAUCCCAUCCAAAUCCUUACAUUUUGUAUUACUUUACUAAUGAGGUAUUCCAUAGGCCCUUAAACUUGACUGAAUAUACAAUAAUAGCAUGUAAAAAGGAUAAAAUAAAAUAUAAAUAUGAUUUAUCACGAUUGAACGGUAAUGCUGAAGAUGUUUGCACUGCACACCCUAAAUAUUUCCUAGUGAGAGCCCUGUUUCAUGUUAUACAAAACCUUGAAAUGUGAACACCUGCCAGUCUGAACACUUGGCCAGCCUUAGUGGCAUUCAGAUUAGACAGGUUUUACUGUAGGGCAACAUUACAAUGUUAAUUGAAUUAAUUUAUGUUUCCUAGACCUUAAUUUUGUAAUUUUAAAAUUUUUCACAAACAAGUAGUGUGUAGAAGGUAUAGUACGCCUAGCUUUCCUUUAAGUUCAAAAGAAGCCAGCUUGUUAGCCUCUGGAAAGACACUUGUCCAUCCUUCCCUUUGUCCAUCCAUCUGACAACAAUUUAUAAAUUAGAUCUGCCUGAACUAAUGCUCAUAACUAUGUUAUGGGGUCCAUACUGGUACUUACUUUUGCCUAAUUUUGGAGAAAUGUUUUUUGUGUACUCAAAUAUCACAUUUUCCUCAAGUCGACUCUAAUAUGAAAACUGGAGCCAGGAGUCAACGAAAAAUGUUUCUUUUAUGUCUUUAUUUCUGCUAAAAUUGAUUUGUUGAGAAACUAUUUUUGUUCAACAUCAGUACAAAAAACUCCCCUAUGACUCCUGGUUAGCUCGCCUAUUUUCAAAAUGGUCGUCAUUUUUGUCUCGAGAAAUUCACUUUUGGCCCAUUUCCUAGCUUUACAAAGAAUUUCAGGUGUCCUGCAUUGUAAAAAGCCAUGUCAAUGUAAAGGGCAGUUGUAUGAAAUCAUUUUGUUACAAAAUAUCGGC